Rhincodon typus (whale shark) is the source of this 7255-nucleotide messenger RNA. Its product is annotated as solute carrier family 25 member 44. The record is from RefSeq and is a predicted model, not a curated record. NCBI's taxonomy places the organism in Eukaryota, Metazoa, Chordata, Chondrichthyes, Orectolobiformes, Rhincodontidae. The coding region runs from base 297 to 1238 and encodes 313 amino acids. The transcript has 4 exons. Gene Ontology annotation, biological process: branched-chain amino acid catabolic process. Gene Ontology annotation, molecular function: branched-chain amino acid transmembrane transporter activity. Gene Ontology annotation, cellular component: mitochondrion.
CCCUCGCUGACAACCAACGGACAAGCGACUCCGAGCUUUCGGCUGAGCCCCGGACCCAGACCCAGACAACGAUAACGCUCCCCCCCGCCCCGCGAACCUCGCGAAUUCUGCUUCCAACCCCUGCCUCCCCACCAGGACCCUGACAACAAUUCCAUCUAUACCCCCCUCCAGUCCCAAAAGGGAGAAACCGCUUUCAAGGCAUGGAGAAGGUGACCUUUGACCGUUGACCCUGAAGGGCCGGCAAGAAGCAGCGGAGUUGCAGGUUACUGUCAAUUUCAACAGGAACAGUUAUCAAAAUGCAAGAAAAGCGAAAUGUUCAGAUAAUCGAAUGGGAUGACUUGGACAAGAAAAAGUUCUACUGUAUUGGUGUUUUAAUGACUCUGUCUUUGCGACUUACAGUGUAUCCAGCUGCACUAAUUAGGACAAGGCUUCAGAUACAAAAGGGGAAGAGUUAUUACCACGGCACUUUUGACGCAUUCCUUAAAAUCCUACAAACCGAAGGCAUACGAGGACUUUACAGGGGGUUCCUGGUGAACACAUUGACCCUAAUCUCUGGCCAAGGGUAUAUUACAACCUACGAGCUGGUACGUGUCUACGUGGCCAACUACAGCAAUAGCAAUGCUAUUAAGUCACUUGUAGCAGGAGGCACCGCAUCUCUUGUGGCACAGAGCAUUAUCGUGCCUAUUGAUAUCAUAUCGCAGCACCUGAUGAUUGCAGGCCACAAAGAGCACCUAGGCAGGUUCAAGCUGUCAGCAACUGAAGGAAAAUACAAACAAGCAUUCGGACAAACUCAGGAAGUUAUCACUCAGAUUUUCAGGCUUGACGGCCCAAAAGGAUUUUACAGAGGAUAUUUAGCUUCUUUGAUGACGUAUAUUCCUAACAGUGCCGUGUGGUGGCCUUUUUAUCACUUCUAUGCAGAACAGCUGUCAAAAUUGGUUCCCAAUGAAUGCCCUCAUUUGGUCCUCCAAGGAAUUGCUGGACCACUGGCAGCAGCCACAGCAUCUACACUUACCAACCCAAUGGAUGUGGUCAGGGCUAGGGUUCAGGUGGGGGGAAGGGCCUCGAUAAUUGGAGCUUUUGAGCAACUUCUAAGAGAAGAAGGUCUGUUGGGCCUGACCAAGGGAUUGUCAGCACGCAUCUUAUCCUCUGCUCCAGCAACUCUCCUCUUGGUGAUUGGUUACGAAACACUGAAAAAAAUAAGUUUGAGGCAAGAGCUAGUGGAAUCUCGACACUGGUAGCUGCCUUUGAGCUAGGAUCUAAUUGCAACAAACAGAUGCAAGUUUCUACAGUGGCUAUUAAUGCAUAGUUAUAAAAGUUUGGUCACCUUGUACGUGAACAUACUGUCUGAAAUUUUAAACUUCAGUGAUGAUGCAGGUACCGCAUUAAGGCAAAGGACCUUAUUCUAAAAAUUACCUUUCUGUUUUUUGGUUUAAGAGUAUUAAUUAUGGAAACAUCUGGCAGUCCAUUGAUAGAUUUUGACUUUAAAAGCUUGGGAUUUGUUGGAGAAGAUUUUAAGUUGCAUUACAUAAGGCUGCUGCACUACCUGUAAGACUGGUGCUGAUAGAAGUUGGUAAUGAGUUUAGGAGAUUUCUUGGCACGAAAUGCCAGCAUAUUGGUCUGAGUGAAAUUGCUGCACUUGUAGCCUCCCUACUAUAUCAAUGAAAGUAGGCUAAAGCUGCAUUUACACUAUAAGCCAGGAACAGAAUGGAUUACCCUUUGAGGUUGUUAUACAAUUUGAAGCACUGGCUUGUGCAGACUCCUCAAAGUUCAUUUCGUUGCUCUGUUUACACAGAUAUUUUAGAGGCUAAAACUGGUGUUUAAAUGCCUCACAGUGUUAUUCAAGCACCUCGGAUCACUUUUACUUUAAAGGCCAGAAUAGACUCUGUGUGUUUAAUGAAAAUUAAUUUAUAUUUAUUUGAUGGUUCGUAAUGUACUUGUGAGUAACUGUAUUAGCUUUAUAAAGCUUUUGCUUCUGACAGCUACAAAUCAAAACAAAAUGGCAGCUUCAGUAUGUCUCAUUCACGUUUUACAGAGACAGUCAGGACCAGGUCUAAUUUGCAGGUGACACAAGUCACUGAACAGGGGUCAUUGGACCAGAGCUGUAAUUGAGACCCCAUUUUAAAAGACACAUUUUGUCCUUUUUAUUCUCAUUAUAAAUUCCAGUGCUAAUAUUUAUAAUGGGAAGUACCUGUCACAUGGUAAUUAUACUUUCCUGUCGGUGCUCAAAAUUACAUAGAAUUAACAGAACAGAAGCACAUCAUUCUGCCCAACAGUGCCUAUGUUUCACACAAACGUCCUCCCACUGAAUCUUCAUCUCACCCUGUCAACAUCCCCAUAUUCUUUGUCUCACAUAUAACUACCUAGCUCCCCAUAAAAGCAGAAAAUGUGACCUUGUUACAGAGAAGCCUACAAUAGUAAAAUGAAGAGAUGAACAAAGCCUAACAGUUUUAAUUGAUCUUCCCUGCAAUUGCACACAGGGUGUGAUGAGAAAGUAUAGUCUGAGGAGCAAGAAUACUGGAUAGGGGAAUAAAUGGUUUAGACCAAUGCAGACAGAAUUCAGUCCCUAUUUUAAAGUCAUAUGACCUCAUUCCUUAUUUUUCUAAUUGAAUCAUAAAUUUCUCUCUAUAUAUUUAUAAGGGUAACUGUCUUUGGAAAAAUAGUUCCCAGUUCUUCCUCCUCUCUGUGAAUCAUACAGCACAAAAUGAGGCCUUUCAGUGCAUUGAGUCUAUGCCAACUCUUUGAAAGCAUUAUCCAAUUAGUCCUACUCUCCCAACUCCCACUUUUUCCCCAAAGGUCUGCAAUUUUUUUUUUUUUUCUUUCCAAGUAUUUAAUUUCUUUAGGAAGUUAUGAUUAAGUCUGGUUUCACCACUCUUGCAAACCGUACAUUCCAUAUAUUAACAACUCCCUGUGUUUUAAGAUAACAGCUUCUAGUAUCUCCUCUGGUCUGUUGCCAAGUACAUUAAACCCGGUUACUGAAGAAAAGAAGAACUAUCAAAACCAAAUCAAAACUAUCAAAAGAUAUGAACAGUAUCUAAUCUUUCCCUUAAUCUUCACUGCUCCCAGAACAACCUCAACUUCUCUAACCUCUCCAUGAAACUGAUGGCCCUCACCUUUGGUGGUAAAUCCUCUUUGUACUCUAAGGCUGUGAUACCUGAAAUUUGGCGCCCAGAGUUGAACAAUAUACUGCAGCUAAGGCCUAACCUGUUAGAAGACACCAUGCACGAUAAAUCUACUCUGAUAAUAGUCUGUUUACCUCCCUCUGUAGCCUCCUCUAGCCCCAGAUUCCUCUGACAUAUCUGCCUUCCUCCUGUUCUAGCCUCUUUUUUUAUUCCCAGUUUCUUUGCUCUAUCACAGUUGAUGUUGCCACCCUAACCUAUCUUUUCAGAUAUUUGUUCAAGCCUAUCACUUUGAUCGCUCCUUCUGUGCUGAAUGUUAAUUUUUUUUUGUCUUGUCUACUGUCCUGCAAGGUCCCCUAGUUUGGAUUUAUAACAUUUAAAGAUGUUAUUUAAAUGCAGCUGUUUUGCAUUUGCCACCGCAACCUAGGUGAGAAGGUAUAAAUAGCAUAGGCAGUUCCCAUUAUGAAUGUGGGAAAAUUAACACUAUCGGAGAAUUUCAGGAAGUGCACAGGAUAUAGGAAAAUGGUGAGCAGGGAAAGGAACAGCUGGCCUAUUGAGCUUGUCCCACACUCUUGACAGCUGGAGAACUGUAGUUAAAUGCUUUCUAUUGGGCCAUUCUCCCUAUCAUGUACUCUCUGAUGCCUUAUGCUCCCUGAUGCCCCACCCUACUUAAUACCCACCCUCCCAUCAUCACUGACACCCACUGUCCCUAAUGCUCCAUCCCGUCCCUACUUUCCCAAGCUCCCCCAUCACCCAACCCUCACCAAACCCUAGACCCACUGCCAUGUUCUUUCCUGGGAAACAUGAGAAACAGCUAAGGGCGAAUAAUGAAAGUAUAAUGACCCAAUCCUCACCAAUCUGUCAAACUGAAACAAUCAAUCUAUAGGGUAUGCAUUUCAGCUGUUGUUAUUUUAUAGGCCUCUACUUGGAUGCCUCCAAGUCUAUGCUGCUCCAAAGUUAAAAACAAGUUUGAAUUGCUAUUACCAGAAUGACUAAGGCUCUUUGAAGUAGAAAUAAUACUUGUAGCUCUCAUCUGAACCUUUUCAAAGAGCAGUCUCACCAUCUGUGCGCACCAAAACUGGACAGAGUAAUUUCAAUGUGAUCUAACCAGUAACCUGUUCAGCCUUUUAGAUCUUCCCCAAGACAGCUCUAAGCUUAUUAUAUUAUCACAAAGUCAAUUUAUCUUAAGAGAUAGUAUAUGAGGGUGUCUAUUCAGUCUGAUGCCAUUACAGUUCAAACAUUCACUGAACGCUGUCUUUCGUAUGGUCUACUAGCAUUAAACAAAAUGUACUGUAGAUGGCAUGCAAAUCGAUCAUCGAAUCUUUGAAAAAUUCCUCCAAAAGUGGGUGUUAACUUGUAUGCUGAGUAUAAAAGUGAAGAGUGGCAGUGGGUGUUUGGCAUCUUUGUCAUUGUCUACUCUGUGUAGGUGUGUUUUAAGUACCCACACAUCUUUGCAAUGUAUUGCCUGCUUAAUCCUUUAUGCCCAGUGGUAUGGUACAGGAAGUAAAAUGCCCAUUUACAAACACAAACAACAUGCGUAUUAGGAUGAGGAGGAGGCCAUUCAGCUGCUCUAACCUGCUCGACCAUUUGCUAAGAUAAUGGCUGAUCUGAUUGUAUCCUCAACUCCACUUUUCUGCCUAUCCCCAACAAUGUUAGACCCUCUUGUUAGUCAAGAAUCUAUUCACCACUGUUUAAAAGGUAUUCAAAGAUCUACCUCCACUAUCCUCCAGGGAAGAGAGUUCCACAGCUUUGCAACCCUCAAAGAGACAGAAUUUCCUAAUUCGCAUUUAAUUGGGAGACCCAUUAUUUUUAAACUAUCACUGGUUUUAGUCACUCGUCCUCAAGGGAAAUCAUCCUUUCAGUAUUUGUCUUCUCAGAUCCCCUCAAGAUCUUGUAUGUUUCAAUAAGAUUACCUUUCCUCCUUCUAAACGCCAAAGGUCACAGGCCCAAAUUGCCCAAACUUUCCUCAUAAUAUAACCCGCAAUCCAGGUAUCAGGAAAGUGAACCCUCUCUGAUCUGUAUUAAACAUACUUGUAUCCUUUCUUAAAUAAUGAGACUAAAAAUGUACACCAUGCUCCAAAUGUUGCCACACUGCUUUCUCUAUCCGGCUGUAGCCAAACAUUCCCCCUUUCAUAGUCCAUUCCCCUCACAAUAAAUAAUGACAUUCCAUUAUCUACCUAAUCACUUGCCAUACCUGCAAGGUAAUGAUCUAUGAUUCAUGUACCAGAACACCCAAAUACCUCUGUAUGUCUAUGAUCUCUCACAAAUUCAUUGAAUUGUUGCUUUUCUAUUUUUUUAGCCAUAGUGAACGAGUUGAUAUUUUCCAACAACAUUGUACUCCAUCUAUCAAGUUUUUUUGAUUGUUCACUUCACCUAUCUAUGUUCCUUUGCAGACUUCAUAUGUCUUCGAAAUCUGCUUUCCUACCGAUCUUUGUCUAAUCAGAUAAUUUAGUAAUUUUACAUUUGGCCCCAUCAUCCAAGUCCUUUAUAUUGAUACUAAAUAGUUAAGGCUCCUGCUUGUGACAAGCCAUUUGUUGCACCUUACAACCUAAAAUAAAUUCAUUCAUGCCUAUCCUCUGUUUCCUGUUAUCCAACCAAUCCUCUACGAAUGCUAAUAAGUUAGUUCCUACUCCAUUAACUCUUAUUUUGCCUAGUAAUCUUUAACAUGGCAUCUUACCUUCUGGAAUUCAAAGUAACAUACAUCAACUGUGUCCCUUUUAUCAAUGUGUGUGUUGCUUCCUCAAAUAACUAAUAAAUCAGUCAAACAUGAUUUCCCUUUAAUAAAGCCACGCUGACACUGCCUGAUUGCAUUAAGAUUUUCUGCUAAUAAUAAUAAUAGAUUCCAGCAUUUUGCCAAAGUAAAUUGACUGAGUAUUGUUACCUGCUUUCUGUCUCCUUCUGUCCUUGUGUACAAUUGCUAUUUUCCAAGCUGAUGUGAUCAUUCCAGAAUCUACAGAAUUUUGUAAAAUAAAAAGCAAUGCAUCUACUAUCUCAAUUAACAACCUAGGAUGAAGACCAACAGGACUUGUCAGCUUUUAGUUCUAGUAAUUUUCUCCGUACCUUUUUCCUCGUGAUUGUAAUUGUUUUAAUUUUGCUCCCUUUGCGUUCUGGUUCAUCAUCAGAACUCUGAAAAGUCACCAUACUCAAAAUGUUAAUUCUGCUUUGUUCACACAGAGGCUGCCAGGCCUGCUAUGUUCCACCAGCAAUUUCUGUUUUUGUUUCUUUUCAUGCUGUAAUGUUUCUUGCUAACUUUCUUUCCUUUUCUUAGUUUCUCGCUAUUUAUUAAUCUUCUAGUCAUCCUUUGGGGUCUUUAUAUUCUGUCCAGUCUUCAGACCUACAACUCAUCUUCGUGAAAUUAUAUGCUUUCUAUUUAAGGUACAGACACAAUGGGCCAAAAUAGGACAGUAGUAGGCCAUUCAUGACCCCCGAGCCUGCUUCACCAUUCAACGUGAUUCCCCUACUGAUCAUGAAUCUAUCUAUCUCGGCCUUAAAUAUACACAAGGUCUCACAAAUGCCUUCUUGUGCACUGUUAUGAUUCUGUGAUAUUAUCUUUAACUUAUUUAAUUAGUCGCAAUGGUGCAUUAUUUCCCUUCUUACUGGAAUGUAUAUUUUCUGAGUAUUCUGAAAUAUCUCCUUUAAUGUCUGCCAUUAUGUCUCUGCUGAUUUAUCCUUUAACCUGGCUUCCUAGUUCACUUUAGCUAGCUCUCCUCUCUAUGCUCUCAUUAUUACUUUAUUUAAGUUGAAAACAUUAGUAUUAAGUCUACUUGUCAAAUCUAUUUGUAGAUUAAAAUCCUGAUUAUCUUAAAACCUUUCACACAAAAGCAUGUUAUUUCUUCGCCAUGUAUCACAUGCUGGAACAUAGUUGCUGUUAGCUCUAUAAACCACUCCGACAAGUAACUUCUGACCUUUACAGUUUCACGUCUCUACCCAAACUGAUUCCACAACUUGAUCUCCAGAACUAAGGAUCUCUCUCCCCUUCUGUCUCUGGACUGAUGCCAUAUUAAUUAGCAGAGCUACCUUUCCACCCCUAUUCAGCUUUCUGCCUUUCCUAAAUGUUAUGAGGUUGUUGACUUGCUCAUCGAGCUGGCUUGUUCUCGUUCAGACAUUUCGUCACCAUGCUAGAUGAUGUCAUCAGUGGA